AUGGGCCUCCCGCGUGGGCCCCUGGCAGCCGCGGCGGUGGCCGCGGUCCAUGGGCUGCUGGCGUUAGGGCUCUGGAGCUCGACGCCCGCGCCUGCUUGCCCGCAGCCGGUGUGCCCGGCGCCAUUCUGCCCGGCGCUGGUCUGCCCCGACUGUGUGUCGGUGGCCGGCGCGCCCGACCCGGGGCCGCCGGGUGGCCCUGCGGCUCUCGGCCUGGGCGAGGUGCCCGAGGAACUAGCGGAGAUCCGCUCGGCAGCGCUUCGCCUGGAGGAGCAGCUUGCCUUGGUGCAGGCGGCGCUGGAGGCCGCUUGGAACGCCUGGAAGUACCAGCUGUUCUCCUCCAGCGGCCUCGUCGUGCCGGAGGAGGAGUUUAUGCGUGAGAUGAAGCCGGGCAAGCGGUUUGCCCUUUGGUAUGAGGACGACACUUACUGGCGCGAGCGGGUCGCGCUGGCGGAGGUGCGGCCAGGGGUGUGGAUCAUCGCCACUCCCGAUGGGCAUCGAUACUCUGAGAAUAUCAGGUGCCGCCGGGGUACCUCAGGCGCGGUGCAGGCGGUGCAUCUCGUCCCUGAUGCCGAGCUGCUGGAGCCGAUGAAGGGGCACUUCUACUGGUUUCGCACCGCGUUCGACGCCGCGGACCUGGUGGAGCAGAUCAAGCUGGCUGAGGGCGAGUCCUAUGGCAUCACUCGUCGUCGGCGGCCGUCGCCUGAGGCCAUUGCCCUGUGGGACGGGAAUGAGGUCGAGUAUCAGGCGCUGAUGGACUCGGACGGGGCGCAGCUGGUGCCCUUGGCUGGGGACGACGGUGAGGCGAGGCCUGCUGUCGCGCCGGGCGCCGCGGCUCUGCCGCUGGCCGCGCCCGCUGGCCCGCCGCCGGACGUCACCUGGCUCAUCGUCGACCCGCUCCACCCUGAUUUCGGUCGGGAGCGCCAUCCUGCUCCAGACGCCGAGAUGGCAGGUGACUACGCCAUGGCGUUGGACGCGAGUCGGCGGCCGGUGCCAGUGAAACGGGUGCCGAUCGCCGACGUGGCCACCUUCUUGGACACGGUGCACAUGACGGUGCGCAAGAUCCUGGACGAGGAGGGCGCCGCCGUGAAGGCGGACAAGGGUCUGGAGGGCCGCCUGAGCGAGGCCCUGGACGGCGGCACCAAGACCCCUCCUGCGGGCGAGGACGCGAGGACCUUGUCGGUGAGCUACGACGAGCACGGGGAGCGGCACAAGGACUGGCGAUCG
This is a messenger RNA of Prorocentrum cordatum, 1224 nucleotides long. Lineage: Eukaryota; Dinophyceae; Prorocentrales; Prorocentraceae. The record is from the annotation of a GenBank genome assembly.